Molecule: messenger RNA, 1636 nt
Organism: Cololabis saira (Pacific saury)
Lineage: Eukaryota; Metazoa; Chordata; Actinopteri; Beloniformes; Belonidae
Gene: tmem187
Product: transmembrane protein 187
Exons: 2
Coding region: 58-825 (255 amino acids)
Cellular component (GO): transport vesicle
Source: RefSeq, a predicted model, not a curated record
ACAAAGUACAGCUUUUGACUUUUGAUCUUAGUUGAGAAACUGAACUAAAAACUAAAGAUGAUGCGGGCUCUGCUUCACGUAUUAGUACCUUUCCUUCUCUGCGUUGCCGUAGCGAACACGGAUCUGUUCAGGGAUGUUCAGGUGGACGUGACUUAUGAACAUUACGCAGAGAAACCGCUCGACUACAUGCCCGCUUUCCUGGCGAUGCCGUUCAACUGCGUGGUGAACCUGGGUUACAUCUUCCUGGGCUUGUACUGGCUGCUCCGGCCCGGGGACGUGGAGGGGACCGACAGCCGCUACAUGAGGGAGGUGUUCGCCCUCAUGGCGCUCUUCUACGGCCCGGUGCAGUGGGCGCGCCUGGCCACGCUGCGGCGCGCUCCCGCCGUGCUCGACCAGUGGGUCACCCUGCCGAUCUUCGCCUGGGUUCCCGCCUGGAUCGACUUCAUAGAGUAUGGAGAGCAGCGCCCCCAGCGCGCGGCCGCGCUCGAGCUGUUCUCCGUCAGCAGCUACUUCCUGGCGCUCCUGCACGAGCGCGGCUUCGACCUGGCGCUGGUCUGUCACGUGACCGCGGCGGUGUACAAGGGGCUGCGCGCGCAGCUGAGCCGUGGGGACCGCAGCACGGGCAGGUACCUGCUGCUGGCCACGCUGGCCUGCGCGGGGUUCGUGGCGCUGAAGCUGCUGGACCACUGGCUGGCUCGGUUCUGGCUCUUCCAGAGACUCACGGGACACUUCUGGUCCAAAGUGUGUGACGUGCUGCAGUUCCACUUCAGCUUCUGUUUCCUGACCACACUGACACGCAGGAAGACUGCUGCACAACAGGAGUGAAGCAUGAAUUAUGGUUCCGCGUUACGCCAACACAGAACCUACGGCGUAGGGUACGCGGCGUCAGGACCGUACGGUGCGUGUCGCCGCGUACCACACGCCGUAGGUUUUGCGUUGGUGUAACGCAGAACCAUAAAUCAGGCUUCAGACGAUGCUCUGAUGAACAGUUGAGACUUUUUCAUUUAACUAGCAGCAGCUCAGUGACUAAAUCUCAUAUACGUUUGAUUAUAUCUGCAACAGAAGGACCCAUAUUAACCCAGAAAACUGCUAAAAAUAAAAUGAUUAUUAUUUUGCAUGAGGCAGGUAUAUCAAAACUAUUCAAAUAAAACGUCACAUGCUGUGUCUUUAGUUUACUCUUGAAAUUGUGGCUGGUUCACAAAUGUUACUUAUCUACAACAGUCUCAUUUGCUGUCUCAGGUUUGAAGGGUUUCUCCAGGCUGAAUGUUUCAGCAUUUUCCAGUGUUGGCUGAUAGAAGGCCAUUUCAGAAUAGCCCAGUGUUUUGGUCCAAAACAUGGAUAACAUUACCAUUUACCUUUGCACUAUUAUAAGUAUUUGCACAAGAUAUGUUGACAAUGACAUAUUGGAAAUGUCACUAUCAGUACAUGUCCAGUUCCGGUGCUAAAUUAUACCAGAUAGCUCUUGAAGACAGUUUGCACUGUCUUUAUUCUGAGCUUAUCAAUGGUCCAAUAAAUGAGUGAACGUUAAAAACAAAAAUUUACAUAGACCCUCAUCAAACUUUCUCUCACUGCGAUAUUGGUUAAUACGGUAGAUGACUCCAAAAAGUUAAAAAUUAAAUGACUAAUGUUGCCUUUG